GAUGUGCGUAUAUUUCUUGACGGAGCAAAAAACGGAGCUAUCGUAAUAUCGUUAGGAACAAAUGUGAAAUGGAAACAUCUCAAUUUAGACACAGUUAAAACUGUUAUACUGGCUCUGUCGAAACUGAAGCAACAAAUGCUAUGGAAGUUAGAUAUUGAAGUCCCAUUUGAGAUACCGGAAAAUGUAAUGGUUAUAAAAUGGAUGCCUCAAAGCGAAGUUUUAUUAGCGCAACGGUUAUUGGCGCAUGCAAUGUAGCAACCCGGGUGGAAUUUUGUCGAGGCGUGCCCCAAGUCUGUAAAGGGCCUAAACAGGCAUGCCCUAAAAUAGGAUCGCCAAUAUUGGGGCUAGAUAGGCAUGUCAUAAAAUAGGCAUACCAUUGUCGGGCCUAGAAAAGGACUAGAAAGGCAAAUUCUGGAUAGAAUAACCUAAAUAGGCCCAGAAUAAGCACUGACAUGGAUGCCAUUAUCAAGGUCUGCAAACGUUGGGCCUAGAAAGGGACUAGAAAGGCAAAUUCUGGAUAGAAUUUCCUUAAUAGGUCUAGAAUAGGCACUGGCAUGGAUGCCACUAUCAAGGUCUGCUAACGUUGGGCCUAGAAAGGGACUAGAAAGGCAAAUUCUGGAUAGAAUUUUCUUAAUAAGCCCAGAAUAGGCACUGACAUGGAUGCCACUAUCAAGGUCUGCUAACGUUGGACCUAGAAAGGGACUAGAAAGGCAAAUUCUGGAUAGAAUUUCCUUAAUAGGCCCAGAAUAGACACUGAC
This is a messenger RNA of Temnothorax curvispinosus, 758 nucleotides long. RefSeq names its product UDP-glucuronosyltransferase 2B37-like. Gene Ontology annotation, molecular function: UDP-glycosyltransferase activity. The transcript has 2 exons. The annotation marks the transcript as partial. The record is from RefSeq and is a predicted model, not a curated record. NCBI's taxonomy places the organism in Eukaryota, Metazoa, Arthropoda, Insecta, Hymenoptera, Formicidae.